AUGAAACUGUAGCCUUACCCAAUAACUAUCCACCUUUAAAUUUCCCAAAUUUCUCGAAAAAUACAACUCAUUGAACAAGCUCUCUCAGAAGCUUUGAACUACAGACAUUCAAAGCUCAAAACACAUUUUGACCCGCAGACUGUUCCGACCAGGCCCGACCGAUCCAGCAUGGAGCUGCCGGAGAUGGAAUCCAUGGCCUCGGCCAUCGGAGUCUCGGUCCCCGUCCUCCGCUUCUUGCUGUGCUUCGUGGCGACCAUCCCGGUGAGCUUCUUCCACCGGCUCGUCCCCGGCGGACCCGCCGCGCGCCACCUCUACGCCGCUGCCACCGGGGCAAUUCUUUCGUACCUGUCUUUUGGGUUCUCGUCGAAUUUGCAUUUCCUCGUGCCGAUGGUCUUGGGCUACGCGUCGAUGGUGAUUUGCAGAAAGUACUGUGGGAUUGUUACUUUCUUCCUGGCGUUUGGAUACCUGAUUGGAUGCCAUGUAUACUACAUGAGUGGAGAUGCAUGGAAGGAAGGAGGUAUAGAUGCUACAGGAGCUCUGAUGGUGAUAACACUAAAAAUCAUAUCAUGUGUAAUUAAUUACAACGAUGGACUGCUAAAAGAGGAUGACCUGCGUGAGGCACAAAAGAAAAAUCGGCUGCUCAAAUUGCCAUCCUUACUUGAGUACACGGGUUACUGUCUCUGCUGUGGUAGCCACUUUGCAGGUCCUGUUUAUGAAAUGAAAGACUAUCUUGAAUGGACUGAGAGGAAAGGGAUUUGGCAAGCUACGAAGGAUGGAUUGCCCCCUUCUCCUUAUUGGCCUACUUUCAGGGCUCUUAUCCAAGCUGCUCUUUGUAUGGGCAUUUAUUUGUAUCUUGUACCCCAUUACCCUCUUUCCCGAUUUACAGAACCAGUAUACCAAGAAUACGGAUUCUGGAAAAAAUUAAGUUACCAGUACAUGUCAGGCUUCACUGCUCGUUGGAAGUAUUAUUUUAUUUGGUCCAUCUCGGAAGCUUCUAUUAUUAUUUCGGGCCUGGGCUUCAGUGGUUGGAUAGAUUCAAAUCCACCAAAACCCAGGUGGGAUCGUGCAAAGAACGUUGAUAUAUUAGGCGUUGAGUUGGCUAAGAGUUCUGUGCAGAUACCACUUGUGUGGAAUAUUCAAGUCAGCACCUGGCUAAGACACUACAUAUAUGAGAGGCUGAUUCAGAAAGGUAAGAAACCAGGCUUCUUUCAGUUGCUGGCAACUCAAACCGUGAGUGCCGUAUGGCAUGGAUUAUAUCCUGGGUACCUCAUAUUCUUUGUUCAAUCUGCUAUAAUGAUUGCUGGUUCAAGAGCAAUCUACAGAUGGCAGCAAGCAUGCCAAGUGGCUCUACUCAAGAAGCUGCUUGAUCUAUUGAACUUUGCUUACACGCUUCUUGUUCUCAACUACUCCUGCGUUGGUUUCAUGGUACUAAGCCUGCACGAAACAUUAACCGCAUAUGGAAGUGUGUACUACAUUGGGACCAUUAUCCCAGUUGCCUUAAUCCUGCUAGGCAACAUAAUCAAGCCAGCAAGGCCAGCCAAAUCGAAAGUUCGGAAAGAAGAAUGAGGUCUUUAUGAGAUUGCGAGUUUGCAUCAUCAUCAUCAUCAUGACAUCACCAAUAGCUUGGAUUGAAAAUUGUACGGGAGUAGAUUUCUAAAUUCCUCUGCAUAUUUGUGUUUCCUUGUUUAGUUUCGAAUAACCGAUAAUUAUAAAGUCGGCUGCACCCAUUAAAUUGUUGUUAAUUAUUAUUUGCACACGAUGUUUUGUUAAUCAUGUUGAUCGUGUAAACACCAUUAUGUAAUUGUAUGGUUCCAUAAGAUCAAUAGAUCAUACAUGUGUGAAGACUAAGAAAAGAAGGAAAAAAUUGCUCAAAGGCUGAACCAGCUGACAUAACCUACUGGGGGCCUAUUGGGUUUAUGAAUUGGUAAUUUUUGCACAUGUCUGUGGCCUGCUUUUUGGUCGAAUCAGUCGAUGCCUUUUUUU
This is a messenger RNA of Striga asiatica, 1983 nucleotides long. Lineage: Eukaryota; Viridiplantae; Streptophyta; Magnoliopsida; Lamiales; Orobanchaceae. The record is from the annotation of a GenBank genome assembly.